Daldinia caldariorum is the source of this 1122-nucleotide messenger RNA. RefSeq lists its product as uncharacterized. The record is from RefSeq and is a predicted model, not a curated record. Gene Ontology annotation, molecular function: mRNA binding. Gene Ontology annotation, cellular component: mRNA cleavage and polyadenylation specificity factor complex. Gene Ontology annotation, biological process: mRNA alternative polyadenylation. The coding region runs from base 1 to 1122 and encodes 373 amino acids. The transcript is spliced from 2 exons. NCBI's taxonomy places the organism in Eukaryota, Fungi, Ascomycota, Sordariomycetes, Xylariales, Hypoxylaceae.
AUGGCGGACGAGGACUUCGAGAUUGAUGUCUAUGGUGACGCGAACGACGCGAAUGACAACAACACCAAUGUGGAUGCCGAUGACUCUAGACUCGAUGAUCCCAAUAAUCAUGCUUAUGAAAACAACUCUUCUAUAACCAUUGCCAACGGUUCUAAUCCCGAAUCUACCGCACACACCCACAACGACGAUUACGACAACGAUCAGCAGAAUAUGGAUACCCAAAGUAACGGCGCGACAGCCACCCAGUCAUACCAGCAAGGUGUGAAGCGUAAGGAGACGUCAGACAAUAGACCUAUCGAUCCAGGUGCUACCAGCGCCUUACUGCUCUCAGAACUUCAAUGGUGGACUACAGAUGACGAGAUCCGCGGUUGGAUUCGACAGGCUUCCUGCGAGGACGAACUGAAGGACAUCACAUUCAGCGAACACAAAGUCAAUGGCAAGAGCAAAGGCCAAGCAUAUAUCGAAUUUGCCUCCCAACAAGCUGCCACUGCUGCCAAGCGCCAGAUAGAGAAUGCCGCUGCCACGUCCACUCAACCUGGGGGCAAGAAGGUCACAGUCAUAUACACAUCGCAUACGAACAAUCCGUUCAAGACUUUACCGAAGGAUGCGCCUGCUAGAGCUAACAAGGACGGACAAACUCGAGGAGGCUCGAACGUAGGAGGAUACAACGACCGUGGCAACUUCAGAGGACGUGGUAACUUUGGGGGUCCCCGUGGAGGAUUCAACCGCAACUUCAACGGCAAUAUGGGAGGUGGCUUCCACAACAACAAUGUCCCUAGCGGCUUCAAUAACAAUAUGGGCGGAGGAAACUUUGGUUUCAACAAUAUGGGUGGCGGUGGUGGCGGCGGCGGCGGUAACUUUGGUUUCCGUGGUGGCAUGAUGCCCGGAGGAGGUAUGGGCGGAGGAAUGCGUGGUGGAGGCAUGCGCGGUGGACGUGGUGGAAUGAACCCUGGUAUGAACGCCGGUAUGAAUAACGGUAUGAUGGGUGGAAUGGGCGGAAUGGGUAUGCCCAUGAUGGGUUUCCAGCAACCGGCACAUUUCAACCCGGCCUUCUUCAGCGGCAACCAGCAGCAGUCCGACUGGCAGAACCCCCACGGAGCCAAACGGCCGCGCGAAAACUAA